This is a messenger RNA of Anarrhichthys ocellatus (wolf-eel), 1444 nucleotides long. Its product is annotated as G-protein coupled receptor 55. Gene Ontology annotation, molecular function: G protein-coupled receptor activity. The transcript has 2 exons. Bases 90 to 950 code for a protein of 286 amino acids. NCBI's taxonomy places the organism in Eukaryota, Metazoa, Chordata, Actinopteri, Perciformes, Anarhichadidae. The record is from RefSeq and is a predicted model, not a curated record. Gene Ontology annotation, cellular component: plasma membrane. Gene Ontology annotation, biological process: positive regulation of Rho protein signal transduction; phospholipase C-activating G protein-coupled receptor signaling pathway.
GCUCGUUUCAAGAAGACAGAUGUACUGGUGCAGCUGCCUUAAGUCAAUUCAAUAAGGUUUAUGUUUAAUAUGAUUUCUCACAGGCAAGUAUGUACAACGCCACCACCAACUUUACCAUCACUAGUUGCAAAGUGGAUACCCUUCAGGGUUUGGCUUACUGUCCAGUGUUUCUUCUGGGUUUCCUUGUCAAUGCUGCUGCUCUGCGUGCCUUCAUUGCCAAACGGGCCUCCUGGACAGACACCCACAUCUACAUGCUCAACCUGGUUGUAGCUGAUACUGCCCUCAUCCUCUUCCUUCCCUUCAGGAUCUAUGAUGCCUUCUUCUGCCUGCCCAGGACUCGCUUGUGUACUUUCCUUAUGUUCUUACAUUUCAUCAACAUGUAUGCCAGCAUGCUGACAACCACGGCCAUCAGUGUCCAGCGCUACCUGGUUAUAACGUUCCCACUGCAGGCCAGAUCAUGGAGGAAGAAGAAAGAGAUAGCUUUUGCUGUGUGUUUGCUCUUUUGGGGACUUCUUGGGACAGCAGGCAUUAUAUUCCGAAAGGACAAUUACCCGGAAAAACUCUGGACCUGUUAUGAAAGAUGUAAAAAUCUGCCACUUAAUCCAAAGUUGAUGGUCAUUCUGGUGUUUCUAGGCUACAUCGUUCCACUGUUUAUUGUUGUUUUCUGUUCCAGUUGCAUCAUCCGUAUUCUGUUAAAGGUGAAUGACAGGCCAGAGGAAAAGCAAAGCACCAUUGGCAUAGUCACAGCCAACAUGAUCGUUUUCAUUGUCUGCUACACACCGAUCCAUGUUGGCUUUGUUGUCAACUACUACAACAAAUUACCAGAAAACUGGAAUAUUGAAUACUUACCUGCACAUGUGUAUUUACUUGUGUCUGAAUGGAUUGCUUCCACAAACUGCUGUUUUGAUUCCAUCAGCUAUUAUUUUCUAUUGAAACGCUUUUAUUCAUAAGUACGUGGGAGUACAAGCAUUUUAGACUGCACAAUGAAGGCCUAAAAUAAAUGAUAUUUUUGAAGGGUUACUUCACUGAUCUCACACAUCAAGUUCAGUUUACUGGUCAUGAAAAGUAAUAUUUAGCCUGUAUAAUGUACCUCUGGAGGGAAAAUAUCUACAACUAGUAUCUUGGCUUAACAUUUUUGACAUAAACAUGCAUUACAAAUUGGAGGUGUGGGGUUUGAAAGAAGUGGACAUUAAGGGGUUUACAUGUUGCAUGACGCAUGGAAAUGCCAGUCGUGCCGGGGGGGGGGGAGUCGCGCUUGGUUUUUGACAAUUCUUUAAUUUUAUUAUGUCUCUUGAGAGCCCUAAAACCUUUUGAAUGCGCAUUACCAAAACGUGUGAGUACCCCUUUAAAUUUGCAAAACUGUCUGACUAAUUGCAACGUCUAUUAUUUGACCAUUUUUCAUGAAAUGUGUAAGCUAUGGAAAAAUAAACUUCUCAGCUUGUUC